CACAUAAAGUGAUGGGUAAAAAUUGGGUUCAGGUGGCUUUAUAUCCACCAGCAGGCCCCUGAAAACAACAUGAAUGGCCGGCCAUAAGCUAAUAAGGGCCCUGAUGCCUUCCUUAUACCGUGCAUCCUGUGAGGCUCCCAGGAAUUCCGCUUUGAUUGCUGCACAUCCUCCCAGUUGCUCCAGUAACUUGGCCAUAAAACGCGGAUUCGUCUGGAGCAUUUGGAGUGUAGUGCAAUAAAGCGUCUGAGACCAAGGUUAUUAACUGUGACUAAGGGGCUGAAAAACAACGGCUGGGAGCAUUGAAAGCUUGUGUCCACGGACCUUUCCGGCGUCAUUUGUUUCAGCAUCUUACCGUGGUAGGAAUAUUCUACAUUUGUGUUGUGUUGCAGCGUAGACCUGCAGCUUUUGCCCACUGGGUGGCGCUCCUCAGAUCAAUGUCAUUGCCGUGAAUUGAGAUAUAAAAGAAGUUUGACUCAACGCUCUGCUGCUUUAAAAUAUGUCACCACGUCAGGAUUUCAUUGUUAAGUUUGCUCUUUACUUAGCCUAAAACAAAAUAUACGACACAGUGGAGCUGCCUGCUCGGACUGGGAGGAGUCUGUGGUCGCCUGGUGUUUUAAUUGGCUGCAGGCUACAGUGAGAAGCGUGAGUAUCAGUAAUUAUUCAGCAAUGUUUUGCACAAGAAAUGUCAGCCAGAAAGGGCUAUCUUCAUCCUCCGUCAAAUUAUACCACAACGAUGACAUGCCCCAACAACCAAGCUGGAAAUUCAUUUUUCGUGGACUCCCUGAUCAACGUGAGAACCGACAGUGGUUCAUAUUAUCAAAGUAACGGCGUGUAUUUGCCACCGGCUUCGGAAUAUUCAUAUGGACUCUCCGGUGGCUCGUGUUUCCCGGGGAUCGGUAAGCGCAACGAGCCAAGCACCCAAAGCGUGAUCCCUUCUUCUGCUCCGUAUGUUCAAGGGAUGGAAACGUGGCUGGAAACGUCGAGAUCCUGCCGGGUGGAUCAGCCCAGCGGCCAGCAUAUGGCUCCGUGUUCAUUCUCACCGAGUAUAAAAGAAGAGAGCGCAUAUUGCCUUUAUGAGUCUGACAAAUGUCCUAAAGGAGCAACAGUAGAUGACAUUUCCUACUCAACUGCAUCAUGCCCGGUCACCGGCAGCACCUUGCCGGUCCCGGGCUACUUCCGCCUGUCUCAGACAUACACGUCCUCCAGGCUGUACCAUGAUGUCCAGCCAAACAUGAAUCACUUUACUCUGCAACGACCUGCCCGCUUGGACAGCCAGCCCUCCCAGCCCCAGGCUGCCUCUGCUGAGCCGGAGCGGAGGGAGAGCCACGAGGAGGCGCCUGUCCCCGCGCCCUGCGCCCCGGCCAGGGAGGAGGACAGCCGCCUCUCCUCGGAAGGCUCAUCUUCCCCUGAGCCCGCUGAGACGUGCAGUGCGGAGUGUCCAGAAAAACCCGUCAAAGGAGAUGGAAAAAUGGAAAGUACGGCUAACUGGCUCACAGCUAAGAGUGGCCGAAAGAAGCGCUGCCCCUACACCAAGCACCAGACUCUGGAGCUGGAGAAGGAGUUUCUCUUCAACAUGUACUUGACUAGAGAGCGUCGUCUGGAGAUCAGCCGCAGUGUGCACCUCACUGACAGGCAAGUCAAAAUCUGGUUCCAAAACAGGAGGAUGAAACUGAAAAAAAUGAGCCGGGAGAAUAGGAUCCGAGAGCUCUCCAGCAACUUCAGUUUCUCAUGAGACUGUCUGCGUCUCUGGCGCCCUCCUCCAUCCAUGGCAAGGGCGCCUGGUGCAGAGCCCCCCACCCAACUGUGAGAAUGUCCAUGGAAAAUAGGACCCUACUGCUAACUUAUUGAUUGUUGUUAUUCCUUAUUUUCACGUCUGUUUUAUUUUUUGUCGUGGAUAUGUAUUUAUAAAUGGCUACAUUUGUAACGUUGAUCCAUUGUGUUUUUAAAUGUUCAGAAUGCGACCACAAUGUUUCAGAGCUUCAGGCUUGUACAUAUUGUAUAUUCAACCUGAGUGAACCAUUGGAAUUUGCAUGCUGGACUAACCCUUGGGAUACUUUGUGUUACAGUUACAUGUAGGCCUUUAUGUGACAGCUAAAUAACCCAAGAGGUCUGAAUAUUUGCACAUUUUGCUGGUCAAAUUAAUAAAACCUUCCCUGCAA
This is a messenger RNA of Dicentrarchus labrax (European seabass), 2159 nucleotides long. It is a transcript of the gene hoxa10b, whose product is annotated as homeobox A10b. Bases 683 to 1732 code for a protein of 349 amino acids. The record is from RefSeq and is a predicted model, not a curated record. Gene Ontology annotation, biological process: regulation of transcription by RNA polymerase II. The transcript is spliced from 3 exons. Gene Ontology annotation, cellular component: nucleus. NCBI's taxonomy places the organism in Eukaryota, Metazoa, Chordata, Actinopteri, Moronidae. Gene Ontology annotation, molecular function: RNA polymerase II cis-regulatory region sequence-specific DNA binding; DNA-binding transcription factor activity, RNA polymerase II-specific.